Messenger RNA from Orussus abietinus, 1421 nucleotides. RefSeq lists its product as uncharacterized. Bases 42 to 1223 code for a protein of 393 amino acids. Gene Ontology annotation, biological process: detection of chemical stimulus involved in sensory perception of smell; sensory perception of smell. Lineage: Eukaryota; Metazoa; Arthropoda; Insecta; Hymenoptera; Orussidae. The record is from RefSeq and is a predicted model, not a curated record. The transcript is spliced from 9 exons. Gene Ontology annotation, molecular function: odorant binding; olfactory receptor activity. Gene Ontology annotation, cellular component: plasma membrane.
GACACCGAUACUUGUAGUGUCACAGAGAAUUCCCGAGCGUAAUGGACUCCUCGUUGGAGCCUUACUUUCAAUUCAAUAAAGGUCUACUGUUAAUAAUGGGAAGAUGGCCGUAUCAGUCAAAAUUACAAAAAAAAAUUUUGCCAAUAUAUCAUUUGGGAAUGUUGGCAAGUUCUGUCUUCUUCCAGGGAUGUAAAGUAUUCGAAGAAUGGACUUUCAAUAAUUGGUUACACUGUCUGACACCAUUUCUUACUCAAACCGGGUCCGCUUUGAAACUCGUUACACACGUUAUAAAACACCAACAGAUAAUGGCAAUGUUUAACUCGAUACAAAAAGACUGGAAAAAUUUACGUUUCCGUGAAGAGCGUGAAAUGAUGAUAAAUCGCCUAGAGAGUGCAAGAAUCGUCUCCAUAUUGUAUGCGUUGUUGUUGGGCCUCGCAGCAUUUUCGUACACACUUUUACCAAUAGUUCCAUUUUUUCUGGAUUUAAUUGAUCCUCUCAACGAAUCUCGUCCAAUACACCAAGUGUUUCCUGUCCAAUAUUUUGUGGAUGAUAAAAAAUAUUUUUUUCACAUUUUCGCCCAUCAAGAACUAGCAGUAGUUACUCUUUACUUCAGCAUUAUGGCCUUUGACGUAACGUACAUAUUUUUAGCACAAUACGUAUGUGGGAUGUUUGCAAUCACAGGGUACCGAUUAGAUAAGUUAAUUGGUAUAUGCUCGAAAGAAGAGGAUCCGACGUCUUUGGAAAUAGUGGACAAUGACUUGGUUUAUCAAGAGCUCGGUUCCUGUAUCGAACAACAUUUAAAAGCAAUCGAAUUCACCUCGUACUUUCAAGAAGCUCACUCGUCGAUGCUAUUUAUCCUUCUUGGGAUUAAUUUAUUCAAUUUGAGCACCACCGGUGUCGAGAUAGUAGCAAACUUGGACAAUUUACGAGAAAUAAUCAGACAUGCGGUUGUAGCCGUGGGAGAAUUGACGCAUUUGUUUACCCUCAGUUUACCUGGCCAAAGAAUCAUGGACGAAAGUCUCGCCAUACAAACGGAAUUGUACUCCAUGGAAUGGUACCGGUUGCCCUUAAAAGCUAAAAAGAUGCAAAUUUUAAUGAUGAUGAGAAGUGCACGACCUUGCACCAUUUCAGCUGGGAGCCAUUUUACAAUGUGCUUAGAAAAGUUCAGUUCGGUUGCUCAACUGGCCUUUUCAUACUUCACCGUUCUGGCGUCCCUGCAAUAAUCGUCAACGACAUAAUUUACCGAUAAAUUGAAGAUCUACGAAAACAAUUUGAACAUUAGAAUUUUUCGUGGCACCGAUAUCCCAGCACUGUACCAAGUACCGACAACGAAACUCCCUCCGACAUCUUUUAACUUCAUCCUUGCAAGUAACAAAUACAUCAUAGAGCCUUGCAAAAAAAUGCAUGGAAAUAUUCACGUA